AUGUCAUGUAAUGGUGAGUUUAACUUGUUGCAUCCUUUCUCCCGUAACCAAAUUCAACUUCCUUCACGACAAGCCUUAAGUGAUUUUGUGGGUCUCGAAGAAGUACCUAAAGGACAGAUCUAUCGCUGUAUAGACAAAGCUGUCUUAUCUGCCAAUCCUUCUCUUACAUCAGAUUAUGUACUGAUGAUUUCCUAUUUUAAUUUUAGUAACUGUUUGGCCUUUUGGCGACCUGGAGACCUCAACUGGACUAAUAUUGACACUAGAAAUUUCGGGGGGCCUAGUAUUGCUCAACCAAUUGUAAAGUCGCACUUGCUUGUACGGCUUAAAGAUAAGAUCUUUGAUGAAGCGUCAGUCCAGUUCUAUCUAGUUGAGUUACACGGUGCACUAUUACUUGUUACCCUGUUUGCCCAUCAUAAUGAAGAAGAAGAUGGUUAUGAUACUUUUAAAUUUAAAGUAUCUGAACUAGAUGUAAUAAAACGUGAAUUGAGGGACAUCAACGACUUGGGAGAUUCAACUAUAUUUUUGGGCCGUAAUGGAGCAAGUUCUAUCGACUCUUCGAAGUUUAAAGGAGUCAAACCUAAUCACAUAUAUUUUACUGAUGAUUGGAUUGAGGAAUUUAACUACGUGGAAGGUGGUGGUGGAAGGGAUAUGGGGACUUACGAUCUUGAAGAUGGAAAAAUCGAAUCUUUUUAUCCUGGGUUAUCACUAAGUCGUAUUUGCCCGCCAACUUGGGUCACACCGUCAUUCAGAUAA
Nicotiana tabacum (common tobacco) is the source of this 753-nucleotide messenger RNA. The record is from RefSeq and is a predicted model, not a curated record. Lineage: Eukaryota; Viridiplantae; Streptophyta; Magnoliopsida; Solanales; Solanaceae.